Messenger RNA from Solenopsis invicta (red fire ant), 4604 nucleotides. RefSeq lists its product as uncharacterized. The transcript has 5 exons. The record is from RefSeq and is a predicted model, not a curated record. Lineage: Eukaryota; Metazoa; Arthropoda; Insecta; Hymenoptera; Formicidae. Gene Ontology annotation, cellular component: plasma membrane. The coding region runs from base 553 to 2178 and encodes 541 amino acids. Gene Ontology annotation, biological process: engulfment of apoptotic cell; phosphatidylserine exposure on apoptotic cell surface; apoptotic process involved in development.
AAAUUAUCAGGGUCUGGUAUAUACAACGUUCCGAACACUUGGCGCGAACGCGCGUGCGUCGUACGCUUUAAGGAGAAUAAAAAAAAGUAAUCAUAACCUGUUCAUUGGCGACAUGGUAUCGAUACCUGGGGACGCUUUAUCGCCACCUUGCAAAAUGAGAGCUUAUCGAGUUAUCUUUCCCAUUCGUACGGCUGACUAAUCCAAUCGUGCCGAUACGCACGACGGGCCCGGGCGUACGGAAUUUGCCGCUUGUCUUCCGUAAAUCCCUCCGUCGCGUCGGGAUUGUGUAAUCCUUCUCGCGCCAAGUGGUUCUCUCGUUUCGAGUUUGCAGCAAAACCGGAAUCGUCCACGAUACCGUGAAGCGAUUUUUGGAGCAAAAUGGAUCGCGCUACCUGUUAGAGUAGCGCAAUCUUAUCAUUGAUAUGACUCGUUCGGCCUCGAGAAAGAUUUGGGAUCGUCAUUCGUGUUUGUUUUAGACGGCGAGUUCUGUGUCAAUAUUUAUUUAAGCAACAUAUAUCAUAGAAAUGUGAAGUGAACCUGCUAGCUGGGAAAAUGCCAAGACAGGAAUAUUCUGUAAACCCUGUGGCAAACACACUUUGCCACAGGAAAUCCACACGCUGUAUGAAGAUCCCAUUGAAGUCGACCGAGCAAAUAUAUCUAAUAUUCUUCAUACCAACACUGAUCAGCUGUUCCAUAUAUAUUAUUCACUUUGCUGCUGACUUAGUGGUAGCUAUUCAACACUUCAAGGAGGAAAAUCCAUUAUGGGGAAUGUCCACCCUCGCAAUUAUUUAUGCACCAGCACUUAUGUACUUUAUACUGACAGUCUCGAGGCCUGACUGGUGGAUGACGGAAGAUGAUAAGGUGACAAAAGGCGUUCUCGGCUGGUUUGCCCUACAAGUGUGUCAGUUCAUAGGAUUCGUAUUUUUCGUAUUAUAUAGAUACGCGGGACUCAUCGUGCUGUCUGUGGAUGCUAUAAAUUUAUCUGGAGAUGAGAGAGUUAAGACAUUGAAUGUCGCUGCGGCACCUGCGGCCAUCGAAUUGUACUUUUUCCUGCAGGCAUGGUUUCAAGCCGCUCCACAGGCGGUUUUUCAAACUCAUCUGCUCUUCAGACAGACCUCUGUCCCCCGUAGUUAUCAAUCAAUGACUGUACAGGUGCUCUGCAUCAUCAUGUCCAUUAUAGUAAUAGCCAUCAAGACAGCUUCUUUUCAAAGAUUUGAGAGCCAGCGUGUAAACGGCAGGAAACUACCCUGGGCAAUGUGGCUGAAAAAAUACUGUGUUGAGGAAUUUAAUAAUAUCAAGGAAAAAGCGCCGUUACAAGAUUCAUCUUUACCUGCAAAAGAGCAAGAAGACGCAAUGAACGCGCCAUCUGAGUCAACGCCGUUAGAGGAAAACCCGGCGGUUGCCGAAAACGAGCAGGAGCAGCAGAUUCAAUCGCACACGGCUUUGUUGAACCGUCAGGUUUCCGUGACUCCACCGUUACCACCGAAAAACGCACAAGUAACGCCGCCACCGAUGCCACUUCGCGGUAUAACGACGGUUCCAUCGCUUCCGGUGCCGGAUGCGCCGGCACCACCGCGUCCAGACUCCGUUUACACGGAGGAAGAGGCGGCAAGAACGGCGACGACCCCCGAGUCGAAUCAAAGACUGAUAGGCGGCAGCACACAGAGUCUGAAAGUUCCUAAACGAAAGUAUUCCGAGAAGGGCCUCGAAGAGGACGAUCCGAUAGGAAGGCUCUUGUCCUUCAUCUGGUGGUUCUUCUUCAUCCUGGCCCGCGUGUUCACCAUCGCCGUAGCCUACGAGUUCUAUCCUACCACCGUGCUGACCAUGAUGGGCGUGCACUACGCCGUUAUGUUGGCCUAUCUGUUUUACUACUCCAAGUAUUACGACGUGAUUACAAUCAUUGUCAACCUCUGGCUCGGUCUGGUCUACAUAUUCAGCCUGAUCGAGUAUCGGAUCAAGUUUAAGUAUGCCGACUGGUGGACAUUGCCGUACUAUAUAUUCGUGAUUGCGCAGAACGUGGCGUUGACCCUCACGUGGUACGUGCACGCCGACUGGACUGGGUUCUGGUACACCUACAUAUUUGGCGGGAUCCUCGGCAGCUUGGCGCUUUGCAUCCUCUCGUCCGGGGUGUACCACGCAAUGUUCCGGCCAAAGAAACGCAGAGUAUACAGCAGUUGACGAUCGUUGGAGGAGGCACUGCCUUUCAGAUAAGUCUUCUUCUGAAAAUCGUACUUCCGCUUUAACUUUUUCGUAUAGCGUGUAAAUAAAUUGUAGAUAUAUUCGAGAGAUUGAUCGAACUUUACGAAAAAAACAAGAUGUCUGAGCAUUGGCGGCUUUCUAUACUUUAUUUACACUUUAUAGACGUUUUGCAAUUUUUGAUAAAGCUUUAGACUUCUAGGUGUUCAAACGUUUCGAGAAUGUUUUACACAAAAGUAUAUCGUUUAUUAAACUUAUAUUUAUAAGCUAUUGCUGUAUUGUUACAUUUGACUGUCUUACACUAAUCAUAAAAUAUAUAGAAUGAUUGGUACAGAAAAAGACUUUUUAGAUUUUUAUGAUAAUUGUUAGAUUGGUGCAAAAAAACUUUCCAUGCCAAAUAAAUCUUGGAUAUAACAUUGCACAAUUAAUUUAUCAAUUAAAAUAAUUAUAAUACACUUUUUCAUGUCAAAAUUCUUUGAUGCUUUUUCUAAAAAAUUUUUGAUUUUAUUUAAAAGAUAUCUAAAAAAAAAAAAAAAAUUCUUGUACCAAUCUAAUACUUUAGGCAGCAUUUUACUAUUUGAGAAUAUAUUUUAUAUAAGAUUGAAAAGUAACGCAUUACACAAUCACUUAUAAUGCGUUGCUUCUCAACCUGUAUAAAAUACAUUGUCAAAUAUAUGUCGUUACCGUUACAGUUACUGUUUUUAAUAACAAAUUUGGAAUGGCGUUACUUUCGUCUUCACUAUUUGACAAUGUAUUUUAUACAAGGUUGAAAAGUAACGCAUUACACUCAUAAUGCGUUACUUCUCAACCUUGUAUAAAAUACAUUGUCAAAUAUAUACUGUUACCAUUACAGUUACUAUUUUGAAUAACAAAUUUGGAAUGGCGUUACUUUCGUCUUUUCGAAACUGUAACGAUAACAUAAUUACAUUUUUUCGGUAACGGUAACAAAUUUAACAGUUACUUUUUUAUAUUUUUAACUUAUUUUGUAACAUAAUUUUCGUUGUGUGCGUGUGUAUUCAAUCUUCAGUCUUGACUAAUAUUCACAGUCUGUUGUUAUACUUAAGAUUAUAGCUUUGUUUUUUAUAGCUGAACUUUUAUUACUCUGUACUUAAAAAUGAAAAUUAGUGAAAGAGAGAAGGAUGAAAGAGAAAAUUCUAGUGCAGUUCAGUAAAGCAAUAAAAAAUAAAUUUUAUCUUAAGAAUGUAUAAUCUAUACAAUCUCUGCAAAAAGUGGAAUUGAAAAUGUGUCAAUAUUUAUACUUUUUUUCGUAUAAAAUCGUUAUAUACAUAUGAAACUAUUCAAUAAUGUCGAUAUUUAUAUUUACAUAGUUUUAUAGUUUAUUUCCUUUAUUUGCUGUAAUUUUUUAUUUUUAUAAUAUUCUCGAUCGAAAAUUUUGAACGUGAUUCGGUAUCUCCGAAUACGCGAUACUAUCACGACUAGCUUUUUCCUAUCUGAAAAUAUUUAAAAAAAAUCUGAAAAUACAAAUAUUAACAUUGUUGACACGUCCGUCUUUUACAUGCUUGACAUUCAGUAAGAUAAUCAUGAUUCCAGGACAUCAAAUUCCUCCUUUUUUUUAAGAGGAGCCAGACAAGCUGAUUUGCCUGUUUUUAUGAUAGAUGUUACUCUGUUGCGGACGCUGUGAACUCAGUGUACAGUCUAAAGAUUAAUAACUAUAUUUUUUAGUUUGAUUAGAUUUCUUUGUUUUCCUUAAAAAAAAAAAAGAAAAAAAAAUUAUUUGCAAAAAUGAGCAAAAACAUUAAAAAAGUAAAAUGUGUAAUCUUGUAUGAUCUUGUUCUAACAUUCUACAAAGAGUAAUGGAAAAAGUAACAUAUCGUUAUUUUUUAAGUAACAAUGCCAAUAAGCUACUUUUUAGAAUUAGUUACCAUUACUAAUGACGAUAAUUACUUUUAAAAAGCAACUUUCCCAACCACGAUUCCAUAUUAUGCGUAAAUAUUUACAAUAUCGUACAUUUAUGUAUAAGAAACCACAAGUUUCAAUAUACGCUUAUAUGUAUCUCUUUGAGAUCACUAGAUAUCUCCUCAUCUUUGUCCAAAAAUCUAAAUAAAAUGAUCUCGAGACGAUCAUGUAGAAGAUAACAAGAUAUAUCACAAAAAUAUGAACGUUUGUCUUUCAAUAAGGCUAGAAUGCUAGUAUUAUUCACGAAAAUCGUUACCCGUUCAUGCAUACUAGCGCGUAAUAACGCUGAUGUUAUAUAACGAAUUAGAUAACUUUAUUAAUCAUAUCACGUCGCUUUUCGCCAAAUCGGACGAAAGAUCGUUCUUUCGCGAUUCACUGAAAGAUAUACAGCAUUGUCUCACAGGCCGUUUGUACAUCCCUCUCACACGUGGAUACUUGAAUCUCUGUGAAGAUUACCAAGCUGAGCCUCAAAUAAAAUGUCGUUCAAUAAU